This is a messenger RNA of Mandrillus leucophaeus (drill), 3969 nucleotides long. RefSeq names its product ATP-binding cassette, sub-family B (MDR/TAP), member 11 (gene ABCB11). The coding region runs from base 1 to 3969 and encodes 1322 amino acids. Gene Ontology annotation, molecular function: ATP hydrolysis activity; ATP binding; ABC-type transporter activity. Gene Ontology annotation, biological process: transmembrane transport. Gene Ontology annotation, cellular component: membrane. The transcript has 27 exons. The record is from RefSeq and is a predicted model, not a curated record. Lineage: Eukaryota; Metazoa; Chordata; Mammalia; Primates; Cercopithecidae.
AUGUCUGACCCAGUAAUUCUUCGAAGUGUAAAGAAAUUUGGAGAGGAGAAUGGUGGUUUUGAGUCAGAUAAAUCAUAUAAUAAUGAUAAGAAAUCAAGGUUACAAGAUGAGAAGAAAGGUGAUGGCGUUCGAGUUGGCUUCUUUCAAUUGUUUCGGUUUUCUUCAUCAACUGACAUUUGGCUGAUGUUUGUGGGAAGUUUGUGUGCGUUUCUCCAUGGAAUAGCCCAGCCAGGCGUGCUGCUCAUUUUUGGCACAAUGACAGAUGUUUUUAUUGACUAUGACAUUGAGUUACAAGAACUCCAGAUUCCAGGAAAAGCAUGUGUGAAUAACACCAUCGUAUGGACUAACAGCUCCUUCAACCAGACCAUGACAAAUGGAACACGUUGUGGCAACUUCAGAAUUUUUUUCCUCCCCUCCCUGGCACUGCCAGUCCCAAGCCCUGUGCAGCAACAUGGUAGUGCUGCUGGGAAAAAUGCCGAAAUAUGCUUUUGGGUCAUUGCCGCAGCUCGUCAGACACAGAAAAUGAGAAAAUUUUACUUUAGGAGAAUAAUGAGAAUGGAAAUAGGAUGGUUUGACUGCAAUUCAGUGGGGGAGCUGAAUACAAGAUUCUCUGAUGAUAUUAAUAAAAUCAAUGAUGCCAUAGCUGACCAAAUGGCCCUUUUCAUUCAGCGCAUGACCUCGACCAUCUGUGGGUUCCUGUUGGGAUUUUUCAGUGGUUGGAAAUUGACCUUGGUUAUUAUUUCUGUCAGCCCUCUCAUUGGGAUUGGAGCAGCCACCAUUGGUCUGAGUGUGUCCAAGUUUACGGACUAUGAACUGAAGGCCUAUGCCAAAGCAGGGGUGGUGGCUGAUGAAGUCAUUUCAUCAAUGAGAACGGUGGCUGCUUUUGGUGGUGAGAAAAGAGAGGUUGAAAGGUAUGAGAAAAAUCUUGUGUUUGCCCAGCGUUGGGGAAUUAGAAAAGGGAUAGUGAUGGGAUUCUUUACGGGAUUCGUGUGGUGUCUCAUCUUUCUGUGUUAUGCACUGGCCUUCUGGUAUGGCUCCACACUUGUCCUGGAUGAAGGAGAAUAUACACCAGGAACCCUCGUCCAGAUUUUCCUCAGUGUCAUAGUAGGAGCUUUAAAUCUUGGCAAUGCCUCUCCUUGUUUGGAAGCCUUUGCAACUGGACGUGCAGCAGCCACCAGUAUUUUUGAGACAAUAGACAGAAAACCCAUCAUUGACUGCAUGUCAGAAGAUGGUUACAAGUUGGAUCGAAUCAAGGGUGAAAUUGAAUUCCAUAAUGUGACCUUCCACUAUCCUUCCAGACCAGAGGUCAAGAUUCUAAAUAACCUCAACAUGGUCAUUAAACCAGGGGAAAUGACAGCUCUGGUAGGACCCAGUGGAGCUGGAAAAAGUACAGCACUGCAGCUCAUUCAGCGACUCUAUGAUCCCUGUGAAGGAAUGGUGACCGUGGAUGGCCAUGACAUUCGCUCUCUUAACAUUCAGUGGCUUAGAGAUCAGAUUGGGAUCGUGGAGCAAGAGCCAGUUCUGUUUUCUACCACCAUUGCAGAAAAUAUUCGCUAUGGCAGAGAAGAUGCAACAAUGGAAGACAUAGUCCAAGCUGCCAAGGAGGCCAAUGCCUACAACUUCAUCAUGGACCUGCCACAGCAAUUUGACACCCUUGUUGGAGAAGGAGGAGGCCAGAUGAGUGGCGGCCAGAAACAAAGGGUAGCCAUCGCCAGAGCCCUCAUCCGAAAUCCCAAGAUUCUGCUAUUGGACAUGGCCACCUCAGCUCUGGACAAUGAGAGUGAAGCCAUGGUGCAAGAAGCACUGAGUAAGAUUCAGCAUGGGCACACAAUUAUUUCAGUGGCUCAUCGCUUGUCUACGGUCAAAGCUGCAGAUACUAUCGUUGGUUUUGAACAUGGCGCUGCAGUGGAAAGAGGCACCCAUGAAGAAUUAUUGGAAAGGAAAGGUGUUUACUUCACUCUAGUGACUUUGCAAAGUCAGGGAAAUCAAGCCCUUAAUGAAGAGGACAUAAAGGAUGCAACUGAAGAUGACAUGCUUGCGAGGACCUUUAGCAGAGGGAGCUACCAGGAUAGUUUAAGAGCUUCCAUCCGGCAACGCUCCAAGUCUCAGCUUUCUUACCUGGUGCACGAACCUCCAUUAGCUGUUGUAGAUCAUAAGUCUACUUAUGAAGAAGACAGAAAGGACAAGGACAUUCCUGUGCGGGAAGAAGUUGAACCUGCCCCAGUUAGGAGGAUUCUGAAAUUCAAUGCUCCAGAAUGGCCCUACAUGCUGGCAGGGUCUGUGGGUGCAGCUGUGAACGGGACAGUCACACCCUUAUAUGCCUUUUUAUUCAGCCAGAUUCUUGGGACUUUUGCACUUCCUGAUAAAGAUGAACAAAGGUCACAGAUCAAUGGUGUGUGCCUACUUUUCGUAGCAAUGGGCUGUGUAUCUCUUUUCACCCAAUUUCUACAGGGAUAUGCCUUCGCUAAAUCUGGGGAGCUCCUAACAAAAAGACUACGUAAAUUUGGUUUCAGGGCAAUGUUGGGGCAAGACAUUGGCUGGUUUGAUGACCUCAGAAAUAGCCCUGGAGCAUUGACAACAAGACUUGCUACAGAUGCUUCCCAAGUUCAAGGGGCUGCUGGCUCUCAGAUUGGGAUGAUGGUCAAUUCCUUCACUAACGUCACUGUGGCCAUGAUCAUUGCCUUCUACUUUAGCUGGAAGCUGAGCCUGGUCAUCUUGUGCUUCUUCCCCUUCUUGGCUUUAUCAGGAGCCACACAGACCAGGAUGUUGACAGGAUUUGCCUCUCGAGAUAAGCGGGCCCUGGAGAUGGUGGGACAGAUUACAAACGAAGCCCUCAGUAACAUCCGCACUGUGGCUGGAAUUGGAAAGGAGAGGAGGUUCAUUGAAACACUUGAGACUGAGCUGGAGAAGCCCCUCAAGACAGCCAUUCAGAAAGCCAACGUUUAUGGAUUCUGCUUUGCCUUUUCCCAAUGCAUCCUGUUUGUUGCAAAUUCUGCUUCCUACAGAUAUGGAGGUUACUUAAUCCCCAAUGAGGGGCUCCAUUUCAGCUACGUGUUCAGGGUGAUCUCUGCAGUUGUACUGAGUGCGACAGCUCUUGGAAGAACCUUCUCUUACACCCCAAGUUAUGCAAAAGCUAAAAUAUCAGCUGCACGCUUUUUUGAACUGCUGGACCGACAACCCCCAAUCAGUGUAUACAGUAGUGCAGGAGAAAAAUGGAACAACUUCCAGGGGAAGAUUGAUUUUGUUGAUUGUAAAUUUACAUAUCCUUCUCGACCUGACACGCAAGUUCUGAAUGGUCUCUCAGUGUCGAUUAGUCCAGGGCAGACACUGGCAUUUGUUGGGAGCAGUGGAUGUGGCAAAAGCACCAGCAUUCAGCUGUUGGAACGUUUCUAUGAUCCUGAUCAAGGAAAAGUGAUGAUAGAUGGGCAUGACAGCAAAAAAGUAAACAUCCAGUUCCUGCGCUCAAACAUUGGAAUAGUUUCCCAGGAACCAGUGUUGUUUGCCUGUAGCAUAAUGGACAAUAUCAAGUAUGGAGACAACACCAAAGAAAUUCCCGUGGAAAGAGUCAUAGCAGCUGCAAAACAGGCUCAGCUGCAUGAUUUUGUCAUGUCACUCCCAGAGAAAUAUGAAACUAACGUUGGGUCCCAGGGGUCUCAACUCUCUCGAGGGGAGAAACAACGCAUUGCUAUUGCUCGGGCCAUUGUACGAGAUCCUAAAAUCUUGCUACUAGAUGAAGCCACUUCUGCCUUAGACACAGAAAGUGAAAAGACGGUGCAGGUUGCUCUAGACAAAGCCAGAGAGGGUCGGACCUGCAUUGUCAUUGCCCAUCGCUUGUCUACCAUCCAGAACGCGGAUAUCAUUGCUGUCAUGGCACAGGGGGUGGUGAUUGAAAAGGGAACCCACGAAGAACUGAUGGCCCAAAAAGGAGCCUACUACAAACUAGUCACCACAGGAUCCCCCAUCAGUUGA